GCAAUGAAUGAUCCUACAACAACAACGACUUCAGAUCCUCUAGUCCCAUCCUUUAUACCAGAUGAGGAAUGGUUAGAGUUACAGUUAUACAAUGGUUAUCGUGUAUGGCACAUUAUUUUUUUCAUCAUGACCGUCUUCUUUACACUAGUGGUGUUUAUGUGCUGUUGUGUAAGAUUUCGAAUUCCUAGGACUAAACAAGAGAUAGAAGCUGAUUUUGUACGUCGUAAGAUUGCGACAAAAUUUUGCAAGCAAUUACGACUAUUGAGUGAUACCGAAAUGGACAACAUGGACCUGUUAAAAGCACUAAAACGACUUCAGUCAGAGCUUGAAAUUCCUAGCAAUGAAACAGUAGAGGAGUCUGAUGAAGUGUUAUCAUCAACCAAAACUGCCUCGCCAAGUUUAAAAAAGUCUUCAAAAUCAUCAGAUUUUGAUUCUUCUGUGGAAAAGCUAGAUGAAGAACCGGAAAAUGUACUGAGCGGUCGUCUAGCAACAUUGGUCAACGUUUUGAAUGUUAUGAAACCACGUCGUAAACAUAUAGCUGAUGACAUUACACCAAAUCUUAUAACAGUUUAAAUUAAAU
Acyrthosiphon pisum (pea aphid) is the source of this 580-nucleotide messenger RNA. Its product is annotated as transmembrane inner ear expressed protein. The transcript has 4 exons. The coding region runs from base 4 to 573 and encodes 189 amino acids. The record is from RefSeq and is a predicted model, not a curated record. Lineage: Eukaryota; Metazoa; Arthropoda; Insecta; Hemiptera; Aphididae.